Messenger RNA from Doryrhamphus excisus (bluestripe pipefish), 4329 nucleotides. RefSeq names its product transmembrane protein 266-like. Gene Ontology annotation, cellular component: plasma membrane; dendrite. The record is from RefSeq and is a predicted model, not a curated record. Gene Ontology annotation, molecular function: voltage-gated channel activity. NCBI's taxonomy places the organism in Eukaryota, Metazoa, Chordata, Actinopteri, Syngnathiformes, Syngnathidae.
UGAGGAAAUAAUAAUAAUAAUAAUAGAUAAACCUCUCUGUUUUUUGGUGCAUAGGUUUCUCAUGAAGCCACUUUCUGUCUUGUAUAACUGCCUUCUAUCUCGCUAUGAUCCUAGUCCGAUAAAGCUGCAAUUUACCUAAUUAAGUAUGUCUGUUUGUCAUGUUAAAAUUGAAAUCAAUGCCUGUCUUUUGUCACUUUGAAUAUUUUUUUACUUUAAAAUGAUUAUUCUUUACUGUACUUUUGGUGCAAUUGUUGCGAUCCAAUGCAAGAGCUGUUCACUCUUAACAUUCUUGUAUUGCUGAGGUUUGAUGGAAAAGUGAAAGAUGUUCUCAUUUCAUCUAUUUUUGGAUCAAACCAAGCAUUGUUAUCUUUUUUUUUUUUUUAAAGGCAGCUCGUGUAUUGGUUCUCAUGAGAUUGGGGUGUCCAAACUUUUCCCACAACCCCCUCAUUUUUUCUGUACGCAAUCCAUGGUGGAUAAAGUAUGGACACCCCUGCCAUUCCUAAUGUUCUGAUGUGCGCCGUCUUCAUUGUUAUUUUUAGAAUAUGCAGCGGGCCAAUAAAAAAAACAAGAUACGGCCCCUGCACUGCAAUUUGGACACCUAAGUAUUAGUUUGCUAAUUUUCUGGAGUUUAAUUUUUUGGUAGUUAACUUUGGUGUGGAUGCACUUUUCUACAGAAUGUGCCAAUAUCUGUUUCAAAAUUGUCCCUUAAGUAAAUGAAGAGCUAAAAAAAAACAAAAAAACAAAUACAAUGAUGCUUGGCUUUGAAAGUGUACAGUCGAUAUAAUUGAGUGUGUUUUGUAGCAAGCUUCUUCCACUAACAUCCUCGGCAUCAGUGGGAGGAAGCAUCACAGUGAUUGAUGUGCUCACUAACCAUCGGCUGGCUAAUCCCGAUGAGUGACAGCCGCUUAAGCCAAUUGCUGUGAAGGCAAUCCCUACUCCUAUAGUAUCUUUUAUUUUUGGAAACCAUAAAAACGCUCCUGACACGGAGAGGGGCAACCUAGCGGCGGCAAAGCUAAUAAAACAAAUUGUUCCUCUUUGGCCUGAAAUCGACUGUUAAUUGAAGCUAGUCCAACGCUUUAAAUACACAGCCGUGCCGAAUACACGUUUUUUUUUGUUUUUUUUUACAUGUCGUGACCGCAGCGAUGCAAAUGUCACUCGAAUUAUCGGCAGCUGUGUAAAUUUUUAUGGCGUUAGAGUGACAAUUCCGCCACAUUUGUUGCCGUGGUAUAGCGAGCACUGGAUUACCCAGCGCUGGCUAGUUUCAGGACCGGGACAGCUCCUCCGCUUUUUCCACCUCCUCCUCGGCGGGAGCCCCGCUGAGCUCGCCGGGGAAACCCUCCGCCGAGCCUCGGCGUCAUCUCAUGGCUCCGGUGGUACCGAAUCGGACCAGGAGCACCACUACUUCCACUACUACUAUGCCGGGCCACGAUGCGUGUCGUGUUUAAUGUCUCUUCCAGCACCGGGGGAGCGAUCACACCGUGGCUACUCAACCCACAGCCAUGUGAGUCCCACGCAGGUUCAACAUGAAAGCAGUGUCUUUGUGGUGAAAAGGCGAACUUCAGCAAUCUGGUGAUAAGCACACACACACAUCUCUCCACCCUCUCACCUGAAAACAUGGCUAAUGCUGGGGACGUGGAGGCUGGAACUUUGUCCGACUUGGAGGUCAUCUCCCAGCAGGUGGAUGAUGAGAACCAGUGCUUGGCUCCUCCGGUCCAGCUGGUGAGUUUCGGCUAUCGAGAUCUUCCCCUCGCAGCUUUGGAUCUCUCGCUGGCUGGCUCCCAGCUCCUGUCCAAUGCGGAUGAGGAUGAAACCAGGGAAGGGUCCAACUGGCUGAAGCCGUGCUGUGGCCGUCGAGUCGCCCUGUGGCAGGUCUGUCUGCUCAGUGCCGGCUUCAACUGCGUCCUGGUGGCCUGUGUCAUCCUGGUGGUGCUCUUCCUCUCUCUGGAGUUGCUCAUUGACACCAAGCUCCUUCAAUUUGCCAAUGCUUUCCAAUUUGCCAGCAUCAUCCACUGGAUCAGUCUCAUUAUCCUGUCGCUUUUCUUUUCUGAGACUGUCUUCAGAAUUGUAGUACUCGGGAUCUGGGACUACAUAGAGAACAAAGUUGAGGUGUUUGAUGGCGCUGUCAUCGUCUUGUCCCUGGCCCCCAUGGUGGCCUCCACAGUGGCCAACGGGCCCAGCAGCCCUUGGGAUGCCAUCAGCCUCAUCAUCACCCUGCGCAUCUGGAGGGUGAAGCGGAUCAUCGAUGCCUAUGUGCUCCAAGUAAAAGUGGAGAUGGAGCUGGAGAUCCAACAGUGUGAGAAGACCAAGGCUAUGAGAGAAGAGCAGCUGGAGCGUCUCACUCAGAUCUGCCAGGAACAGGCUUUUGAGAUCAGGCAGCUCAGGGCCCACUUGGCCCAGCAGGACCUGGACUUGGCAGCGGAGCGGGAAGCAGCCAUGCAGAUCCACCGUGUGUGGGCCAAGCAGGGCAGGAGCUUUCAGGUGGUGGAGGGCUUGACUCCUGGGGAGUCUGAUGAUGAGGGCACUCAAAGGAACCCUAGGGAGCUGCACAACACUGCAGAUCCAGUUGUAUGCGAUGAUAUGAACAACUACAUCAGCCAGUACUACAGUGAAGCAAGCAGUGAUGCCAGGACAACUGGUCUAGCUAACCGGGUCAUCACCACAGCCGCCAUUGACGUCCACCUCCCCACCAAUCCCAUCCAGUCCAACUCCACGCUCGCGAUGGAGCGCCUGGGCAGCGGCGUUAGCGACCCGUCCACCAGCAUGUCCCAGUCCACUGGAAGCCUGACCGCCCGUCCCCACACCCUGAGAAGCCAUGCCAUGCGCUCCUCUAAGAUGGACCCCGGCAGCAGCACAACCCAGGACUUGAACCUACCCUACACCUCCCACCGCUGCUGUCCCUCUUCCUUCUCGAGUCAGGGACAGAACAUGGUGGUGCAAGACUUCCUCUCAUUUUCUGAGGACUCCUGCCUUGCUCAGAAGGGCCUGACAGUGGACCCAGUCAACCUUAAGCUCCCUAGUCCUACUGGUUCCGAAAAGGCCAGUCCCGAACUGGACCACAGAAUAAACAUGUUCAACCGCAGGAACCAAGAGGAGAGGCGGGGCCGAGGCGGGCGAGGGUGCGUUCUGCUGCAAACAAAGCCUCUCAUUCACCUGCAGGGCGGCGCCGCAGAGCCCUCGCUGGAGGAGAAGUACUGUCUCUUGGGUCCGGCCGACACACCUCUAGGGCAUUUGUCUGACACAUAACAGAUUUGCAAAACAGAGUAUUUUCUUCUUGUACUGCCAACAUCUACAGGACAACCUUGUGAGAACAAGCUAAAGCUUUUCAGUGAGCGCCACAAAUGUCCGUCUUCGGUGGAUGACUCGCCAGUUGGACCUACUCCCGUAAUCUACGACCUCCGGUCCUCCAUGAUGGACAUGGAGGUGACGGCACAUAGCACAACGAAUACAAAAAAAAAAACACCAUCAAACUGGACAGGAGGGAUGGGCAUGAUUAUUGAUUAAAUGAUUACAUGGUUAGAUUAUGUUAUGUAGUUAAAAUUGGGUGCACCGCUUGGCUGCAACCAGCAGGGGUGCUGUUGAUUCAUUAUUAGCAAUGACUUUGCUGUCUAAAGAAAUCAAACUAUAAAUAGUUUAAUUCUCCAUGCAGCAUUAUUCCACUAAAUGGCAUGAAAAGAGGAGUUCAGAACUUCACAGAGAGAGUCUCCAAUUCCAUUACAUAUAAAUUCUGAUUAAUUUUGCUUACAGUCAGUCCAGGAAAUGUAAUCAAAUGCCCAUCCCUAGCGGAUUUGAAUGGGUUUUUGAACGCAUUCUUCAUCAGGAAUCCUCAUAUAAAAGGCACUGAACUUUAUAUGACUCAAAACCAGCAAAGGGGCCGUUCAAGCCUUCAAUGAGCAUCGCCAAGCAUUAUUCCAAACAAAGAUGCUGUUCCUUAAACUUUUCCAAUUUCAAACUGUUACUUUUAAUUGCAUUUUUAUGAUCUUUUCAUAUACUUAACAUUAUACACCAUGCUCCUUAUUUUCUUAAAAGUUACACAGGGUACAUGACUGGAUUAAUACAGAUACAUUUACAACUCCUACUGGCUUGAUUUGGGAACCACUACCAUUUAUCCCAUAGACUUUUUGUUGUUCUAAUUGAAUUAAAAAUUAUUUGGCUGUUUUAUUGGAAAGAAGCAAAUGGUAAGUUAGUUUUUUUUUAUAAGGGUGAAUUCUUUACUAAAACUGGAGUGUUUGUAGCAUGAUCCUUUAAAAUGAUGAGCAAAUUAUUUGCACUUUACUGUUUACAGCCACUUUUUUAAACUUGAUAUACGCGGGGUGUGUAUGCGUGUGUGUG